This is a messenger RNA of Erinaceus europaeus (western European hedgehog), 5532 nucleotides long. It is a transcript of the gene HRK, whose product is annotated as harakiri, BCL2 interacting protein. The record is from RefSeq and is a predicted model, not a curated record. The coding region runs from base 64 to 348 and encodes 94 amino acids. Gene Ontology annotation, cellular component: mitochondrion. The transcript is spliced from 2 exons. Lineage: Eukaryota; Metazoa; Chordata; Mammalia; Eulipotyphla; Erinaceidae. Gene Ontology annotation, biological process: positive regulation of apoptotic process.
CCGGCGGAGCGCGGAGGCCGAGGAGCCGAGCGAGGCGGAGGGGCGGCGGGCAGCGCGACCGCCAUGUGCCCGUGCCCCCUGCACCGUGGCCGCGGGCCCCCGGCCGUGUGCGGCUGCAGCGAGGGCCGCCUGGGGCUGCGCUCGGCCUCUGCGCAGCUCACGGCCGCCCGGCUCAAGGCGCUCGGCGACGAGCUGCACCAGCGCACCAUGUGGCGGCGGCGCGCGCGGGCCCGGGGGGCGCGGGGGGCGCGGGGGCCCGGCGCGCUGCCCACCUGCUGGCCCUGGCUGUGCGCGGCGGCGCAGGUGGCAGCGCUGGCGGCCUGGCUGCUCGGCAGGCGGAACCUGUAGGGACGCGGGGCUUCUUGGUGGGGCCGGAGCCGAGACCCAGCCGCAGCGAGCAACAGGUUGGUGAAAACCCUGUGUCCUUGGAGAAAGCUGGUUCCCGUUUUCCUGAGGGGGAGCCUGGAGCUUGAAAGGCCGCAGUUGGCACUUGGAGAAGGAAGUCUAGGAUAAAGACGGCGCUUGGAGCCAUUGCAGGAAUAAGAGACCUGGAGCAACCCUUGGGACAUCCAGCUGCAGACAGAGACACCCUGAUGCUACUUAACACACAGCUCUCUAUAUAUGUAUAAAAAGAAGACACGACUAUUCCUACCCAGUGCAUGCCUAGUGGAGGACAUGGCCUCCUCCCUUUUCUGUGCCUCCCACAGAGAACUCUGACGCUCUCUCCUGUCUGGGGCAUUGACAGAGAUGCUUUCGUGUACCUAAGAAAUGUGCAAAGACUGGUGGGAAUUAGCCCCAGAGUCCGCCCCCCUGCCUAGGGAGGGUUGCUGAUGCAGUAGGAGGUGAAGUCUGAAAAAAGGCCAAUGAGAGAGGCAGCUAAGAAAGCAGGAGGAGGGGAGGCACUGAAAGUCAGCUUUGUUUGGGGGAGGGCUGUCUAGGUGACCCUCCCCCCGUUUCUAAAAGCCUCCCCCUGGCCUGUAUCUAGCCAUGUGAGCUAGCUAGUUCCACUGCCUCCUUAAGACAAAUGGGACGCCCCACCCCUCUCCUUUCCUAUAGAUCUGGCGUCUCCCGUGCCGUUCUCCCACUCCACCGGUGCUAAGUGUGUUCCUGAUGGUGCUGUAACAUGUCAUGUUGCCAGAUCUGCAGGCUGGCAGGGCCAGGGAACAGGAGAGAUGGCUAUGUUGCUGUUUCUGAUUCUUCUUUUCUUUUUCCUGAAGGGACCUGUUGUAAAAGUGCCACCUGUGAGCCCCUCCCUGUCUUUCUCUCUCUCUGCAGAGACUCAUAGCCAGAGGGGUUUUGGAGGGAAAUCUGGGGGUAGGGGUGGCCCUGAGCAGCUUGCUGGGUAAGGAGCAGAAAGUUCACUUCCUCUGUGACUUGUUUGCUGUCCCCCUUCCUUCCUGGGGAGUUCAGCCUACUGUCUCCUCCAGUUCUCAAGGGGAUUCCAGGACUUCAGGGUCUGUAGAUUCAAGAGCCAUAUUCCAGGCUAGGAGGUCUACGGUAUGACUCAUGACCAAGGGGCCUUGGGGAAGAGGGGUAGACUGUUUGAAUGAAAUGCACCAGCAUCUCACCAAUUGAUAAGCAGGUCUGAUUUCUGUUGUUGCUGUUUGUUUCCAGGAUAAGCUACUAUUUUCAGAAGUUUCUCGAAGGGCUAGAAAAAAAAAUGUUCUGGACUGAGACUUGGCUGCAAAGACUCUUCAGGGGGCAGUUUUUUUCUUUUAGUUAAAAAAACAAUUCCAACAGAAAUAGCUGUUAUUCUUCCUUGCAGGGAAACACACACACACACACACACACACACACACACACACACACACACAUACACUGCCAUUUUUGCAAAGCUAUGGACCAGGCACCCAGAUGGUGGGAGUGAGGGGGCAGACAGGGGCUUUCCAAGACUGACUCUGCAGUGCAUCACCCACUCCUGCCAGGCAGGGCAGACAGAUACCCUUCCAGUUUCCCUGGUGCCAGCACAGGGCUGGUGAAGCUUGGAGCUGGAGUGGGAAUUAUCCCUGUGGGCUGUUUUGAAGAUUACCAGGUCCUGUCAGAUGUAAGACUUUUCAAUACUGCUGCAAGCUGGGAACUGUCAUUCUAGAAAAAAAAAAAAAAAACAAUAACUAUCCUAAAGGGCCUUUUAGAAGCAAAUGCAGACCAGAAAGGCUAAAAGUGAGGGCAACUCUUGCAGCCCCCAGACAGCUCUGAAUUCAGCAAAGGAAAAAGCUUGUUCAUGGAGUGCUUAUUGCCCACCAUCCUCAGAGCCUCCCCAACAUGGAUGGGCGUGUUGGAUAUAUUGGCAGGGUCUACAGAGAGCAGCAGGUGGCAGUUUCUGAGCCACAGGCCUGAUUAGAACAACCCGAAUGGUUUCUCCUCUCUGCUCCCCUGUCCUAGCCUGGAGACAGGCUUUCCAGUUCACCCUUUCUUCCCCGCCAGGGACAAGUUUUCUUGUGAUUGCCCAAGAUCUUAGCUCUCUGCUACUUUAAGGCUGCACUUUUUAAAGACCCAGGUAUUGGGGGUGGUGGGAGUGCAGGGGUGCAUGCUGACUCCCUAGAUGUGGGGCAAAGGUGAAAGGUCAGAGAAUCUUGUUGAUUAGCUUAGGACAUUUCCACUGAAGCGCCCCAACUCCAGAAGCUGGGCUCAGCACCGUGGGCUAUUCUAAUUUUCUUUCUUCUCCUCUUUUUUUUUUUUUUUUUUUUAACCAGAGCACUGCUCAACUCUGGUUUAUUGUGGGGCAGGAGACUGAACCUGGGACUUUGGAGCCUCAGGCAGGAGAGUCUCUUUGCAUAUCCAUUAUGCUAUCUAUCCCCGCCCCGGGCUAUUUCUAUUUCGAUGAAGCCACAUUGCUGAGAACUGGGGUACCCAUGGCCCCCCACCCCCACCCAUACUGGGGCUUUCCAGCCAAUCCCAUGUACAUAUUCCCCUGUAUCAAUAGACACCGUGUAUUUAUCAAACCCCACUAUUAUUUUUUUCCUUGCACAUCAUUGGAGUGCACUUCUGGGCUACCCCGAUAUUUGAUAAGGGGUUGUUUUUAAUGCUUGUUUUUAUAUGAGGUCGGACUUCCUGAUGGACAUUCAUAUUAGGAAACUAAAGCAUGAGGCAUCUGUAUAGCCCCUCCACUGUCUUUCCCAUGGCAUUGCAUGAGAUAGUGGGGUGGUUUUUGUAUGUGUGUAUGUGUGUGUCUUAAAUAUUUCCACAGUGUGCAAAGUGCUGGCAUCAUCCCUCCUCUACACCCUCCCUACUACCCCCUUUUUCUCUGGCUGCCAAGAAGUCAUUGAUUUUGAUUAGCUUCACUGCAGAGCGUCUGUGAAGAGCGAACAAGAGGGAGGGAGGCUUUGAAAUAAAAUUCUAAAAAGACUUCAUAUCAAGUUUUGGCAGACGGCACUGUGUGUGUGUGUGUGUGUGUGUGUGUGUGUGUGUCCGUGUAAAACAGAGGGAGGCCUCUGAGAUCAUAGCCGAGGUAGCUCUCGCCGCAUAAUGAGAUGAGCAAUGGAAGUAGCUCUUCUUUCCUGAUGGUGCUCAGUGCUUGAGGAGAAUGAGAGUCUAGGAGCCACGGGAGUGGGGUGGGGGCUGUCGGGGUGCAUCCUGGGACUGCAGCAUUCCAAACUAGACCCCUCCCUAUUCAGAAGCUUCUCUCCUUUGCCCCAUCCCCGACAAGCCAAAUCAGAUCUAUUCCGCCCCCCUUUUGAGUCCGGGGUUCCAUUUUCCAUUCCCUCAAGCAUAAUUGGAGUUUUGAGCAACAGGGUUUGUGUGUGUGUGUGGGGAGUCCACUGGCCUCCCUGGCUGCUGUCUGGAGGUGCCAGGGUAGGGACUACUUCCUCUUUGACUUCCUUUUUGUUGGGAACUCUGGAGCCUUCUUUCCCACUUCUUCCAGUGGUCUCGCUUUUAAAAAUGUUUUUCCAUUUUGGUGAAGAAGGGGAAAAAAGACAAUUUAAACAAUACUGUCACAGGACAAUGGAGCUGUGGCUUUGGCUUCACCAUCUAUGUGGUCACUCUGCCUGUGACAGAGUCCUCCUCUCUUCUUUCACAAGAAUCUUCUGGGGACUCUGACUUGUCACUGAGGAUUUCUUGAACGUUUGCCUGCUCUGAGCAGCUACAAUGACCAGAAGAUGGGUUUAGCUCUUUUUCUGUUGAAACCAACCUCUUUUAUGAAUGACCCCUUCUGUCACCCUGAGCCAAUCAGAGGGGGCCAGAAGCUAGUUGUGGUGGUGGGGAUGAGAGGGAAAGGCUAGACACAGGACACUGGGAACUGGUGGAGGAAGGACAUUGAUGUCAAAGUAUCAUUUUAAAGUUUAAAAUGAAAUCUCUCUCUCUUUUUAAAUAUAAAGUUACUCUGCCAACACCUAUUUCUUGAGCACUUCCAAUGUGCUGGGGUGUGAACCUUUGCCUAGGAAGGGACUUCACUGUCCCUGGUGGAGAGGUGGCCUUGCUUAGAAUUAGACGGUGCUAAGUGUUUCUCCCCUGUCUGGGUCACAGUUUUCUCUAGUCUGUCAGGUCUUUGCUGUGGUUCCACACCUUGAAUGGCAGACUGGUCUGUAGUAUUUUCUGAGCAUUGCACUUCCAUGCAGGUACUUUUAAAGCCUGCAAUCCACUCCCACCUGGGGCAAAAACAAAACAAACAACUCCUUCUUGCUGCUUUACCCAGUAAUUGAAACCACCAUUUGUUUUUAUUGUGGGGGGUGGUGGGGGUGGCGGUGGUGCUCACCAUUCCUAAGCACUGUGUUAGAGGGGACCUUUCCAUGUUUCCUGCUUAGUUAUUCCUUCCAUCUUCUCUGGAAGGCAGUACAAUCACUUUAUGGCUAGGGAAGCUAAGGCCCUAACAGGUUUCUCAGUGUAGGCUGAAAUGAAUCAAGUGGCUGACCCCAAGUUUGGACUCAAGUCCGACAGCCCCCCAGCCCUACCCCAUGGCUAGGAGCCACACAGGAAUCCUUUCUGAGCUGGUCCCUCUGUGUGAUAAGUUCAAGGGCACACACAGGCCUGGCACCGGAAGGGAGAAGGGGAGCCGGACAGGUCCGCUGUGAGGAGUGUCUUAAGUGGGGUUGGCUGAAUGGUUUUCUUGGGGGUCUAACACAUUUGUUCCUGACCCUUUGUAUUUCCCAUUUCUAUAUGGCCUCUGGGAAGAGCAUCAAAUUUGCAAACGGGGCCUAUCUCACUUGUUUCGUGGGAUAUGGGAGUUUUUCUUACUGCCUUUCCAUCUCCUCCCCUUGUGGUACCCCGAGAUCCUCUCCCCCCACUUUAAGGUCUUUUGCACUGAAAGUGUCUAGGAGCCCACCUGUGUGGAAGGAAAGGCUUUGGGGGGUGUUUGGAGCCCCAGUGAGAAGCUCGGGGACAUUCCUUCCAGGGUUCUGGCCUCGCUGGUUCCCUGUGCUCUUUUGUAAGAGGAAUUUCAUACCUUGGAGACGCUUUGUACAUAUUUGUAAUGACUUUAUUAAAAAACUGGUUGUGCACUUCCAGCCGAAAGCCUUUGCGUUUUCAUUUCCUGGAAGGUUGCUCCCCAGAGAUGACAAGAGCACCUGGCUGCAUUCGCUAGGCUAGCUCUUCCCG